UGAUUUUGUGAGUUUUCUUUGACAGAUUUAUAUAAUUGUUACAUUGUAUACAGUUGUAAGCUAUUACACUAAGUCAAUUAAGUUUAAUGAAGCUGUUUAGGUCAAAUAAAAUGUCGUCUUUGUUCACCGGUUUGCAAGGUAUUUCUAAAAUUUCUCUGCGGAUUGGACUGAGAGACAGUUGCUAAUGUGUUGAAAGGACAUCUGGACGGAUACAGCACUACCCUACCACCAACUGUUGAAAAGACAUCUGGACGGAUACAGCACUACCCUACCACACCUUUCUUCGUCUAGCAGGAAGCUUUUACUUUGGAACAGGAUACAGUGAUAAAGAAGAAACUGACCUUUAUUUGGAAUACGUCAAACAUUUUCAUUAUGCCAACUUGAAUGGCAUGGCUUUUGAGGAAACCUAACCCUGGUUGUUUUGAAAGUGUUCACAAGAGUGGUCGAGUUUACUUUCAAGGAAUCUUCUGAAGUCUUUACAGGAACUAAAUCGCAAAAUGGAUCAAGCAAGCGGUGGAGAGGAUCCUAAUAAAGCUAAUAAAAAGAAAGAAAAAGAGGAUGAGAGUAAAAACAAAAAACUGCGUGACCGGAUCACCAGUUUCCGGAAGACUGGGAAUAAGAAGGACAAGCCCCUGAUUCAGCACUCCACAGACCCCCUGUCCACUCAGGUAGAGAUGCCCAUGCCCCAGCCCCUCUUUGACGACCGCUCCAUGAACCUCUCAGAGAAAGAGGUCAAUGACCUCUUCGAGAAGAUGAUGGAGGACAUGAACCUGAACGAGGAGCGUAAAGCUCCCCUGCGUGGGAAGGACCUGAGCACCAAGCGAGAGAUGGUUGUCCAGUACAUCUCCGCCACCGCCAAAUCUAUCACUGGGAGCAAAAUCAUGGGAGGACUGAGGAACAGCAAGCAUGAGUGUACACUGUCAUCACAGGAGUACGUCCACGAGCUGCGCUCUGGCAUCACUGAGGACAAGCUGCUCAUCUGCCUGGAGUCCCUUCGUGUCUCUCUCACCAGUAACCCUGUCAGCUGGGUGAACAACUUUGGCCAUGAAGGACUGGGCCUCCUCUUGGAUGCAUUGGAUAAGUUGCUGGAUAAGAAACAGCCAGAGAGUAUAGACAAAAAGAACCAGCACAAACUGAUCCAGUGUCUCAAGGCCUUCAUGAACAAUAAGUAUGGACUGCAAAGGAUUCUGGGAGAUGAGCGGAGCUUGCUUCUCCUGGCCAGGGCCAUUGACCCCAAACAGACCAGUAUGAUGACAGAGAUUGUCAAGAUCCUCUCAGCUAUCUGCAUCAUUGGAGAGGAAAACAUCCUGGAUAAGAUCCUGGCUGCCAUGACAAUUGCAGCGGAGAGGAAUAACAAGGAGAGAUUUGCUCUGAUAGUGGAGGGACUGGAGAAUCACGAGGCCCAACAGCUCCAGGUGGCCUGCAUGCAGUUGAUCAACGCUCUGGUCACCUCUCCGGACGAUCUGGACUUCAGGAUACAUCUGCGAAACGAGUUCCUCCGCUGUGGCCUCAAGAAGAUCCUACCGGAGCUGGAAGAGACAGAGGAGCUGGACAUCCAACUGAAGGUGUUCAACGAGAACAAGGAGGAGGACUCCAUUGAGCUCUCCCAUCGCCUCGAUGACAUCCGCGCCGAGAUGGAUGAUAUGGGUGAGGUGUACCAUCUCCUGUCCAAUAUGGUGAAAGACACAGGGUCGGAGACCUACUUCCUGUCCAUCCUACAGCACCUCCUGCUCAUCAGGAACGACUACUACAUCAGGCCCCAGUACUACAAGGUAAUAGAGGAAUGUGUGUCUCAGGUGGUCCUCCAUCGCAGCGGGAUGGACCCAGACUUUGGAUACAGAGAGAGACUGGAUGUAGACUUCACCCACCUCAUCGAUCAGUGCGUGGAUAAAGCCAAAGUGGAUGAGAGCGAACUGAAGGCUGCUGAGUUCUCCAAAAAGUUCGAUGAAGAGUUCAGCGCCCGGCAGGAGGCCCAGGCCGAGUCCCAGAAGAAAGAGGAGAAAAUCAAAGAGCUGGAAGGGCAGAUCUGCAACCUGAAGACCCAGAUUGCGGCCGGACCAGCAGCGGCCGGGACACGAGUCCCACCUCCAGCCCUACCAGGGGGAUUGGCACCCCCUCCCCCACCUCCUCCUGGCAUGGCUGGCAUGCCCCCUCCGCCCCCACCCCCGCCACCUCCAGGUGGAGGGCCACCCCCACCACCCCCUCCCCCCGGUUGUGGACCCCCACCUCCCCCGCCCUUCCCCGGGGCACCAGGUAUCCCUCCGCCUCCUAUGAUGGCCAUGCCUGUCAUCAAGCUGCCUUAUGGACUGGAGGCCAAGAAGACCUACAAGCCUGAGGCAGUCAUGAAGAGGAUCAACUGGUCCAAGAUAGUGCCUCAGGAAAUGGCGGAGAAUUGCUUCUGGAUCAAAGUCAAAGAGGAGAAGUUUGAGAAUCAAGAACUCUUUGAACAGCUCUCCCUCAACUUUUCCUCCAGGACCAAAGUGAAACAUGAGGUGGACGAGACAGACGCCAGGGUGACACAAUUCAAGAAAAAGGCAAAGGAGCUGAGAAUCUUGGACGCCAAGACGGCACAGAAUUUGUCAAUCUUCCUGGGCUCAUUCCGGCUGCCUUAUGAAGAGAUCCGGGACAUUGUGCUGGAGGUGGACGAGGGGAGGCUGAGUGAAUCUCUGAUCCAGAACCUGAUAAAGAACCUACCCGAGCAGAAGGAGCUGAGCGCUCUGGCAGAACUGAAGAACGAGUACGAGGAGCUAUGCGAGCCUGAACAGUUUGGCAUUGUGAUGAGCUCUGUGAAGCUGCUGCGCUCGCGCCUCAACGGAAUCCUUUUCAAGCUGACCUUCGAGGAGCAGGUGAACAACAUCCGUCCGGACAUCAUGAAUGUGACGUUCGCCUGCGAGGAGGUGAAGAAGAGCGACAGCUUCAGCAAGCUGCUGGAGAUGGUGCUGCUGGUGGGCAACUACAUGAACGCUGGCUCCCGGAACGCCCAGACCUUUGGCUUCAACAUCAGCUUCCUCUGCAAGCUUCGAGACACUAAGUCGGCCGACCAAAACACAACACUGCUCCACUUCCUGACUGAGAAGUGUGAAGAGAAGUACCCGGAGAUCCUGAGGUUCCCUGAAGAGCUGCAGCACGUGGAGAGUGCUAGCAAAGUUUCUGCCGAGAUCCUGAAGAGCAGUCUCAGCACCAUGGAGCGAAACAUCCAGAGGCUAGAAAAUGACAUUGAGAACUUCCCCAAGACGGACGACGAAAAGGAUAAGUUUGUGGAAAAAUUGUCCGGCUUCUCCAAACAUUCACGGGAGCAAUAUGAGAAGCUGUCCACCAUGCACAAGAACAUGCAGAAGCUAUACGAGAGCCUAGGCAGCUACUACGCCUUCGAUCCCCACGUCCUCAGCGUUGAGGACUUCUUCGGUGACCUGGCCUCCUUCCGUACCCUCUUCAUGGAAGCAGUGAAGGACAACCACAAGAAGAGGGAGUUGGAGGAGAAGAUCAAGAGAGCCAGACUGGCCAAGGAGAAAGCAGAGCACGAGAAGCAGGAGCGUCAGCAGAAGAAGAAGCAGCUGAUUGACAUGAACAAAGAGGGAGGAGAGAAUGAGACAGGUGUGAUGGACAGCCUAAUGGAAGCCCUGCAGUCUGGAGCGGCCUUCCGCGACCGCCGAAAAAGAACCCCGCGCAACGGUGAUCAAAGUCCGUGCAGUCCUGUCUCUCGGUGGCCGGGUGCUAACCAUGACAACCGCCGCGCGGUCCUGGAAAGGUCUCGGUCGCGCCACAACGCAAACCCCCAGGCUCGAUGAUGGCCCGCGCCUACCAGAAGACGUUAGAUAAGUGCCAAAGAGGCCUGCGAGGCGAAUCUGAGGACAUCUAGUAGGAGGGAUGGACCCCAGCCGUGUGGCACACACACACACACACACACACACACUGCCAGGUCUUGAAGAAAAGAAAAGGCCCCUAAAGAGCCUAAGAGUAACUGAGAAAACAAGAACAGGACUUCAUCACACAGGAUAUUCAAUAGUAAUACUGUUGGUCUGACCGCCUUACAUAUUUAUUCUCUAAUUUGUCAUGGCUUUGCAUAUACAUGACUGUCUAAAGCUUGGGUUGUUUAAAAAAAAAAAAAAAUGUCCUUAACAUACUUGGUUGCUCAAAUUGUCAUAUAGGCUCACAGAACUUCACUAUAUCUAUCAGACAACCCAACCCUCCUAAACACUGCCACACCUGUCCUCUCAUCUAUGGUCAUGCAGUUUUUCUUGAAUUCUGAAACGUGAGUAGGGAUGUAGCUAGAGAACAGACAUCUCUCCAGUGAGGACUGACCACUAUUGUAUCCUGACUAACCACAUCUAACAAUGCUUUCUUUAUCUUUUCUGCUUGUAUUCAACACAUCCAGCAAUUAACUGUGGCCACAGGUGUGAACCCCUUUAUCUGUGAAAGUGUAUUUUCUCCCGAAUAAAACAGAUAAUAUUAUGCAUAA
This is a messenger RNA of Coregonus clupeaformis (lake whitefish), 4459 nucleotides long. RefSeq names its product protein diaphanous homolog 2. NCBI's taxonomy places the organism in Eukaryota, Metazoa, Chordata, Actinopteri, Salmoniformes, Salmonidae. Gene Ontology annotation, biological process: actin cytoskeleton organization; actin filament polymerization. The transcript is spliced from 29 exons. The coding region runs from base 498 to 3788 and encodes 1096 amino acids. Gene Ontology annotation, cellular component: cytoplasm; actin filament. Gene Ontology annotation, molecular function: microtubule binding; small GTPase binding; actin binding. The record is from RefSeq and is a predicted model, not a curated record.